Molecule: messenger RNA, 888 nt
Organism: Neohortaea acidophila
Lineage: Eukaryota; Fungi; Ascomycota; Dothideomycetes; Mycosphaerellales; Teratosphaeriaceae
Exons: 2
Coding region: 1-888 (295 amino acids)
Source: RefSeq, a predicted model, not a curated record
AUGAGUGCUCUCGCCCGGCUCGAGAAUGAGCUGGCUCAGCGCCAAGAUGACCUCGCCACCUGCCACGAGAUGCUGGCCCUCGAGCCCGACUCGGCCGACGCGCUCGAAUCCAUCCCCCUCCUCGAAGCAGACAUCGCCGACCUGAAGGCCCAGAUUGCCGCACACAAAGCCAAACAGAGCGCCGCCUCUCCCACUCCUCCUCCUCCUCCGCCACCGAGCGAUGCCGCAGCCUUACCACCUCCACCGCCGCCAGCAGCGGAAGAGCCCGUGGCAGUCUUCAAUGUCAAGGAUGUGGUCAUGGCCAAGUUCUCCGAGGACAAGCAAUGGUACCAAGCCACCAUCGUCACCAAGACCGGCAGCUCCACCGAUCCCGUGUACAAAGUGACCUUCAAAGGCUACGGCAACACCGAGACGAAGCGCAAGCACGAGAUUCGCGCCAUCGUCGAAAACUCCAAGAAGCGCAAAGCAGAUGGUCCGCCGGCCGGGAACAGCUCUUCAUCUACCACUACGCCUGUCAUCAAACCCAUAUCGAACGUUGCGCAAAACGGCAGCGUCAUCUCCGCCGCUGCCUCGGUCGACACGACUCUGGUCAAGAAGCGCGAGCCGAGUAAAGUCAGCGAUGGGCCGACGCGCUUGCCGCCGGAGCCGAAGAAGUUGAAGGGGAGCAAGCCGCUCGAGAAAGCGAAGAGCAGCUGGCAGGAUUUCCAGAAGAACGGGCCGAAGAAGGGAGGAGCAGGGAUGGCGAAGCAAAUGGCAAAAGAUAGCCAGUUCCGCACGCCUGAUCUGCCCGGCGCAAAAGUCGGAUUCACUGGAUCGGGCAAAGGCAUGCAAAAAGACCAGGCGCGCAAGACGUGGAAGUAUGGUGCUCAAGACGCCGAGGACGAGUAG